GGCUGUGAUGGGACUACAAAUCCGUUAGUAGUCCCAGCCUCCUCCUCCUCUUCCAUCAUGGCUCCCUCGGUAGACAGACAGGGAUACUGGGGCCGGCCGACCUCCACGCUGGACUGGUGUGAGGAGAAUUAUGUCGUCUCUUUCUACAUAGCGGAAUUCUGGAACACUGUCAGCAACCUGAUUAUGAUCCUGCCUCCCCUUUAUGGAGCCGUCCAGACGUUUCGCGACGGACUGGAGCUCCGCUACAUCUGCUCUUUUCUGGGACUGGCAGCUGUUGGCGUUGGCUCCUGGUGUUUCCACAUGACGCUGCUGUACGAGAUGCAGCUACUGGACGAGUUGCCGAUGAUCUACAGCACCUGUGUCUUCGUCUACUGUCUAUAUGAGUGCUUCAAGCAAGAAAACUGCAUCAGUUUAUUUCCCAUAGCGCUGUUAUUAAUCUUCAGUGUCUCAGUCACUGUGGUGUACUUACAGUGGAAGGAGCCCGUGUUUCACCAGGUCAUGUACGGCGCUCUGGUGGGCUGCCUGGUGAUGCGCUCCAUCUUCAUCGUUACAUGGGUCUACCCGUGGCUGCGGCCGCUCUGCUACACCUCCUUAGGCAUCUUCCUGUUGGGCUUCCUGCUGUGGAACAUCGACAAUAUCUUCUGCGACUCGUUAAGAGCGAGUAGGAAGACGCUGCCCCCUGGUGUUGGAGUAGUGACACAGUUCCACGCCUGGUGGCACAUUUUCACAGGUCUGGGCUCUUACCUGCACAUUCUCCUCAGCCUGCAGAUCAGAUCAACCUACCUCAAGUACAGACCAAAAGUAAAGUUUCUGUGUGGCGUGUGGCCGACCCUGCACAUCGAGCCUCAGAAGACGAGCUGAGGCGGAGGGACGGUGACCGACUGAAGGAAACAAAUCCAGACGCGAUCCGCACAGAGGCCUGACAGUGUGCCCCCACCAACCCCCCGCCCCCCACCCCCUCCCCCUCCUCCCAGCCGCCGCUGGGAACGAGCCCACGGCCGGGCCAGUGACAGGUGGGCCCCAGGGUACCACCCGAGGGACCCCCCCGGUUCUGCUCAGUACAGCACAGAGUCCAGAUCAUGGGACUGGAAGAUGGGAGAUAAUUUAUUAGAUUAGCUUUUCUGUGACGUUCUUGAAGUGUCGUGUCGAUUAAUUUUUUUAAUGCGGUGGAUGUUGUGUCUCGCUGCGGAGGCACAUGUUGAAGGAUCAUGGAUCAGGGUUGGAGAAAAUGGUCAUUUAUUCCAGUUUUUUUAAUUUGUCUGUUAAGUCCUGUGAAAACAUUAAUCUCUGAAGCAUUGCUAUAUUUAUAACUAUAUCCCAGUUACAAGCUAAUAUAAGUGACAUGAUUGUGUACGAGUACUGUAGUUUUACGAGUAGCUGAAAUACUUAUAACACAGAGGAGUAGUGGCCACCGUGAAGUGGGUUCCUGUGCUUCUUGGACGCGAGAAUCACUCCGAGAGAGGGGGUGAAGGGAAUAAUGAGUCGGUUAACUGAAGGAUUCUCAUCAGUUUCUUCAUUUUACUUGAAACUUAUGCAUCAAAAUGCUCUAAAACUGGAUGAAUUGCUUUUUUAAAAUCAUGACGAAUGGAUUUUAAGCAGCUUUUUUUAAUGCUACAGGAUCAGUGAAUGGGGUGGAUUUUCUCCCAGGGUGGGAGCGAGCCGAGGCGCUUUCCGUCUCGGGUUUCAGACACGUUCACUUUACGGAUGGAUGUAAAGGUUUGCCAGCGGGCGCCUCUGGGGUCGUGUUCCCUUUCAAAGCGCCCGUCCUGGAAUCUGAUCAGGUGGGAGUGUCACAGGCACCAACACCACAAAGGAAAACACAGAUUGCCGGUCAUCCACUUCUACACAGGACACGGUUUGGACUGUAAUACGGUGUGUCCUCAAGUGAAGAGCUGGAGCAAAAAGAUUCAUGAUCUAUUGAAAAUGAAGUCCAAGCAUAACAAGCACAGUCCACCUUUCAGUGACUCAGAACUGAUUCAGUCUGAACCCGAUUCCUCCGAUUUGAAAGAGUUUCCUCUUUAAACUUAACCAUGCUCUUCAAUACUGCUGCUUUUAAUCACCACUCUUUCUUUACCAGUAUCGAUGCUGCCAAAGCGAGGAGUCCUGCGGCACAUGCAGUUUGUGAAGUAACCACUAGGUGGCAGAAACACCCAGCUCAUGUCAGACAUUGCCAAGCAUGCCACACAGACUACCUACCUGCUGUACAACCUCAUGCACUGUUUGUUCUGUGAUUUUAUUUACAUUUCUUUGUGUUGCGACUGUGAAACAUUACUGACAUGUUAACACAAUCCUGAAGCUUGAAGUCAGUAGUUAAUUGAAAGAUGCACAAAGCUGCAGUUAGAUAUUUUUAUUUUUUAAAACCUGCUGCACUCUCCUGGUAUAACUGUCAUGUUUCGUGAUGCUGUGACGCUGACGUUCAUGCUCGGGUGCAACGACGCCGAAACCCAGUGUUAGAAACCAUCAUAAGCACAAUGUGUGAAAGUAUUAACUCUGUCCAGACGUCUGAUUGGAGCCUUCGCUGUAUUUCAUUCUGUUGGUGUCGCUGCUCCGCGGCGAAGCUGAGCGGCCGUCCAAGAAGGUGCCUUAAUGUUAUUCCUGCAGUGUAACCCGAGUUGCCUUGACAUCUGUGCUCAUCUGUUCGUCCCUCGCCGUCACACGUUUUGCCCCCUCAGCGGUUUGAGCAUCAGAAAGAGAAACGGCGUCAAAAGCAGAGCGUGUGCCUGAUGUUCAGGCCUUCCUUUCAUUCAUUCAUCUCCUCAGCUGCAGGUUGUGCUCGCCAUGCUAACUGUAGAGGCUGGAGAUGUUGUUUCCAGGCCAGAAGUGCAAACUGUCAACUUCCCUGUUGAACUUUGUUCAUGUGCCAGUCUUUUACGAUGUCCCGUGUUGUCAAAUAAAAGAAUGUGUCAA
This is a messenger RNA of Salarias fasciatus (jewelled blenny), 2907 nucleotides long. It is a transcript of the gene acer3, whose product is annotated as alkaline ceramidase 3. Bases 58 to 861 code for a protein of 267 amino acids. The record is from RefSeq and is a predicted model, not a curated record. Gene Ontology annotation, biological process: phytosphingosine biosynthetic process; ceramide metabolic process. The transcript has 11 exons. Gene Ontology annotation, molecular function: N-acylsphingosine amidohydrolase activity. Gene Ontology annotation, cellular component: endoplasmic reticulum membrane. Lineage: Eukaryota; Metazoa; Chordata; Actinopteri; Blenniiformes; Blenniidae.